ACUUUACCCUCGAAUUGCAUUAGAAAUGUACCCUUAAUGUCUAAAGAAAUGUUACUAGUUUUAAAAACACGUUUUCUUAACAUUUAUAAUUAUAUAGGCAAUACGAGCUGUCAAAGAUUUUUCUAUUUUUCUGCAACAUUAAACUAAAAAGAUUAAUGUGCAGUCAUAGCCCUGAUAACUAGAGGGGAUGUCACAAUGAAACGCAUGUCUGUAUACAUUUAAUUCUGUGAUGUGUACUAUGGUUCAUAAAUUUUAACCUAAAAUAUAAACAAUGGGCUCUGAACACUCAAGUCAGUCUGGUACUCAAAAUGCACAAAGACAAACUAGUUUUAGUAAAGAUAGAUCGAAAUUACCAAAUAUUAGAAGGCAGCAUACAAUUGCGAACCCUGGUGGAAGUGAUUUUACUGGUGAAAAUGUAGAUGUUAAUAGACCUGGAUCUAUAUCACCAGGUCCUAGUGUAUGCAGUGAUGUCGACCUGCCGUAUAUAAGUUAUACUGUUAAUAGGCCUAUCGGAGACUCGCCUAAACUUACAAACAAACAACUUAUUAAAUCAAAAACUUCACGUCGAAUACAUCAACCAAAACCAGGAAAAACUAAAACUUCUGCUCAUAAUAUCGUAGUAGUUCGAGGCGCAACAGCAACUUCUGCUGCUACAGAAAAAGAUCCGGAGAUUGUUAGGUUACAAAGAAUUCCUAUGUUUUUACCUAUAAUGAGAGCAACUUUAAGUUUACCAGCUGCAAGAGAUCCAGAAAUUUUAGAAAGAUUGGACCCAACACCAAUUCGUAAUCUUUGUUUAAAAUAUCAACAUCAUUUGACUGCUGCUGCAAAUUUAGUAGCUACUGAACAAAAUCAAAUCACACUAAGAAUUAGAGAGGUAGAUGCAGAAAUAGUUAAAAUAGUGAUUGCUGCAACUGAUAGACAGAAAAAAUAUGCUAAAUAUGCUGAAAAAUUAUCAAAAGUAACAGAAUUAUCUCAUCAGUUAAAUCAGUGUCACCUGUUAUUGAAUCAGACUUUAGAAUCAAUAGAAACAUUGAACAAUUACUUGGAUGUUGAAGAUAGGCUAGAACCUUUUAUUUGGACAACUGGAUGAAAUGAAUUUUCAGAAUCAUCUGAGGUCUAUAAAUAAUAUCAAGAAGGAUGAUGUUAAACAAGAUUAGAAUUUAAGUGACAAAAACACAAUUUAUCUUUAACAGUGUUUUAGUUCUCAUUUUAUACAAUUAUUAAUAUCUUAUGCUAGCUCAUGAAUUGUAUGUUACUCAAGAUGUAGUGAGAAACUAAAGUCAAACGAUUUUUGUUGUAAAAUGUUUUGCUAAACCAUUUUGUUUCUCUGGCAGAUUCUUGCAGAAUAACAGCAAAGCUAACUUUAAAUUGUAGAAAAAAAUAUGUAAAUAAGAAAGUUUUGAAACUA
Molecule: messenger RNA, 1408 nt
Organism: Diorhabda sublineata
Lineage: Eukaryota; Metazoa; Arthropoda; Insecta; Coleoptera; Chrysomelidae
Gene: BORCS5
Product: BLOC-1-related complex subunit 5
Exons: 3
Coding region: 272-1090 (272 amino acids)
Biological process (GO): organelle transport along microtubule; lysosome localization; positive regulation of anterograde synaptic vesicle transport
Cellular component (GO): BORC complex; synaptic vesicle membrane; cytoplasmic side of lysosomal membrane
Source: RefSeq, a predicted model, not a curated record